UGCAGAGUAGAACGGAACAGCAGAGAGACGAGUGAGAUCGGCAGCAGUUUCGUGCCACGGGGCACUGGUGAUCAAGCUUUUUAGCUUCACUCCACGAUUAAUAUUUAUUUUUUAUCAAUUGGCAACGAGUGAUAGAGAUUUUACGAAGAAAUACUGCCAGUUCAAUUGGGGAGAAAAUAAUAGGGAAAAUUAACGAACCAUUUGUGGUUCAUCGCAGUGCUCAGGACUUUGGCGAUCGGUAAUGAUGACCUAGGUGUGACUUGACAGUUUAUUGGAAAUAUUGUUUAAGGAUAUUGUUGGAUUGUUGGUGAACAGCAGCUACGAUGAAGUCUAUGAAGAACCUCCUGAUUUUCAUAGUCCUGGGGACUAAUUUGUCGCUUCUUCGGGCACAUCGUGAGCACAAGGUUCACAAUAUCGUUCUAUAUCCGGACAAGCAUAGUUGGUGCAAGACAACACCAAUAAAGCAGGUUGUCACAUGGCCCCAGUGCUCGUCCCAGGAGUUGGAUAACAACGUAUGCGUUGGAGCAUGUUUCUCGUAUAUGGUACCACACAGCGAGCCCUCAGCUCCGGGAGACCUUAUUAGGCCUUACUGUGACUCCUGCCAGCCCCUUGAUAGUGUCUGGCAUACGGUGACCCUCGACUGCAAGGACGAGGACAACAAUGCGAUAACAAUGCAGAAGAAGGUUCAAAUAAUCACAAACUGCUCCUGCUCUUCUUGCAUGGAGACAUCCCAGAUAAAACCGGACUACAACACCCUGUUGCGGAAGCUCGCCGAGGAGAACAUGGACAAGAACGUAAACAUCAUCCACGAGACACCGGAUCUUCUGCUAGACCCUAACCUCAGCUCCUCCAAGAACACAUCGAAGGAUAAUCUUCAGGUCAGUGACAAGUUUAUGCAGUUCUUCAAGCAGAUGAAGGAGAAAGAGAAGGUGGACGAGGAGGAGGCGAAGGAGCUGUUCGCUAAAUUCAAGGAGGGAGUUGACCUCGGAAAAUUGCAUGAGAUUCUGAAGAAGUAUGAGCAUGGAGAAGAGCACCAGAAGCACCACAGUCACAAUCACAAUCAUCACAAGGUGGAGAAGAGUCACUUGGAGGAGGGUGAGGAGAUCCCGAGUCUUCUGCACGCGAGUUUGCACAGGGGACCUCAUCAUUCAUUGGUUCUUGAGCCGGAUGUCAAGGGUAAGAUCGACGUCGAGCCACAUGACCUGCAGCCAGCUGUCGCCGGACAGGAGAUAAGCUAUCAGGAUACCGUUGCUGUGGACAAAGAUAAGAAGAAGGACUUCUAGGGACAUUGGCUCGAGGUGGGGGUGAAUUUUUCGGAGAUACAAUAAUCAUCAAUAUUUGAUGACUCUAAUUGAAUUCGAUGGGAAGAGAUUAGUUAUAGGGUAAAUACAAAUUGCGGUAGUUCGAACUAAAGAGAGAUCAAAAGUGAAAUUUUAAUAUAUUUAAUGAACUAAUUAUUAUGUAAUUAAAAAUACAUUAUUUAAAUCAUUUUUGGGUAAUUCAUGGGCGCCAAGCGUUUCAUGGCUUACUUCGUACUGUAAUUAUAUAUAUUUUUUAUCUUAUCGAUGGAAUUUUUGUAGAGAGUGAGCAAAGUACAUGCAGUCCAAUAAAAGGGAAAAUGAGACAAAA
Molecule: messenger RNA, 1629 nt
Organism: Diachasmimorpha longicaudata
Lineage: Eukaryota; Metazoa; Arthropoda; Insecta; Hymenoptera; Braconidae
Exons: 4
Coding region: 324-1283 (319 amino acids)
Biological process (GO): animal organ morphogenesis
Molecular function (GO): receptor ligand activity; BMP binding
Source: RefSeq, a predicted model, not a curated record